Marchantia polymorpha subsp. ruderalis is the source of this 4265-nucleotide messenger RNA. The record is from the annotation of a GenBank genome assembly. Lineage: Eukaryota; Viridiplantae; Streptophyta; Marchantiopsida; Marchantiales; Marchantiaceae.
CGGCCCGGCCCGACUGUCACUCGGGACGCACGACCUCAUGGCAUUCAUGACGAUCAGAAGCCCUGGUGCCGUGAUUUCGCACCUCCCGAGCGCAAUAAUCAAACCUCCCGAUGAUUCGCGAAAUUCAUGAACCUGUGCACUCGUUCAUGAAUUUCGCGAAUCAUCGGGAAGAAUGGGGAAGAGAUGGAGAUGGAGAUGGAGGCGGAGAGCGAUACAAGCGCCGGCUGCUGGAGCGAGGGCGAGCGAGAUGAGAGACGAUGAUUCUCGCGGUGUGGACGAGCAUCGUGAGCUUGUGGGCGUGGGCGGCAGCGCGUGAGGUGAGCGCAGCGCAGGGCGAGGUGCACUUCGACUACGCGACCAUCGACGCGAGCACCGCGGCCACGCUCAAGUUCCUGCACAAUGCGACGCUCGACACCACGGCGCAUGUGCUCAAGCUCACGGACCCCACCGACCCCUGGUGCAGCACGCGCAUGUGCCGAGGCCAGGUCGUCUACGACACGGCCAUCGCCUUCAUCGACGCGCAGAGCCAGCGCGCUUACUCCUUCAGCACCUCGUUCGUCUUCACGCUGACAAUCCCGCGCUCGGGCGAGGGAUUCGUCUUCUUCCUCAUCCGCGAUCCCGAGGAGGCGGGAGCCGACAGCGGCAUCGGGGGUUACUUCGGCGCAUUCCCGUCGAGCGGAGAGACCACGGUCCCCACCAUCGCCGUCGAGUUCGACACCUCCGACGACCCGCCCGUGGACGACAUCGACGCCAAUCACGUGGGCGUCGACCUCAACACGGCGCAUUCCGUCCAGGCCGUCAGCUGCUCGCUGGAGCAGAUCAAGCUGUACGCCGGCGCACGCCUCGUGGCCUGGAUCGACUACCACGACCCCGUCAAGUCGCUCGAGGUGCGCCUGGCCAAUUUCAGCCAGGGCGUGGCGCGCCCCGCCACAGCGCUGCUCAACAUGACCCUCGACCUGACGCCGUUCCUGGCGCCAACCAUGUACGUUGGCUUUAGCGCCUCGACGUUCACGGGGCAGGAGCAGGAGGUGGCCAUCUACUCGUGGUCCUUCGACUCCGAGCUCGAGCCUCCUGCGCCUCCGCCUCCCCCUCCCAAUCCGCCUCCCUCCCCUCCUCCUCCCUCCCCUCCGCCUCCAUCGCCUCCACCUCCCUCCCCUCCACCUCCGAGGUCUCCUCCUCCUCCCGCCCCGAGCCCUCCCCCUCCCCGAUCCCCGCCCCCUCCCCCUUCGCCUCCCCCUCCCAAUCCGCCUCCCCCCGUGGUCACCACCAACGCCUCGGCGCCAUACCCCUCGCGCAGCAGCCCCCUCGCCGCCAACUCGAGCCGCAAUGGCACCAGCGGCCACAGCCUGCUCAUCAUCGGCGCCAGCGUCGGAGGUGGCCUGGGCCUCGUGCUGGCGCUAAUCGGGUGCUUCUGCUGUGGCGUCUUCUGCAGCCGCAAGCUCAUGCUCGUCGCCGAGGCCGCCCGCCUCAAGGAAGAGGCUGAAGCCGAGGCUGAAGCCCACGAGGCUGAGUACGCUCGCUAUGCGGCUAUGGAGGCCGAGCAUGCGGAGGAGGAGGACGACGAAGACGACGACGACGAUGAUGAUGACGACGAUGAGAGCAGACGAGAUGGCGAAGCUGGACGCGAUGGUGCAGGUGGAGGUGGAGGAGGAGGCGGAGAAUUAGAGAGGGAAGACAGGCUUCUGGCGGAGAUGGAAGAAGGGGGGGACACAGAUUACCUGAUGAAGUGGGGCAGGAGCAUGAAUUUCGUCCAGGGCAGGAAUAUGGACGAUCCGACUUUUCUCGCGCUCAGUACGAGGAGCGACGAGGUGCCCAGCAGCAGCAGCGGCAGGCCCUGGAGAGCGAAGAGCGCCCGCGAGCUCGAAGGGGAGGGCGUGGAAGCAGAGGCGAUCAGAAGAGGGAUUCUGGAAAUCGAAGGAGUCUCGACUUCCGUGGUCACGCCCACCUUCCGACGCAGAAGCAUGAGCUUCAAUAUUCCGCUCGGCGAUGUCUUCCUCCGCAAACCGAACGCUCCUCUGGCCUACGUUCGUCCGGCCGCUCUGAUAAGUCCCGCAGGCUCGAGUUCUGUCCACGAGCCAGAAUCUGCUGCUUCUGCUGUCGAUGGUGGUGCGCCACAGGUUGCGGCGGCACGAGGAGAGGAAGAUGUGGAAAUUUUGCACGAGCUUCCGAGAACGGAUUUGCGAGACGAAGAGAGUGGUGGCGCUGUUGCGCCCGAGGCUGCGGCUCCAGCGGAUGAGAGCGCAGGGGAUUACUCUGGAACUCCAGAAACCCUCGACAAUCUGUCUGCGACACCCAAUUCCGCCAUUGCAAAUGCGGCCACGAGAAAUAAGUCCUUUACUAUGUGGCACUCGGAUACAGGACGCACAGCUGCUGAUCCUGCUCCAGCUCCAACUGCAGCUCCAACUCCAGCUCCAACUCCAGCUCCAACUCCUGCUCCAGCUCCAGCUCCUGAAGAAUCCGCCGAAGGCACCGAAGGAGACACUGUGUACAGAAUUUCUUCCACGCCCAGUGCCUCAAUUGCACAUGCAGCCAAGAGAAGCAACUCGUGGAGUCUGUGGAAUUCCGAAGGAGGCCGCGGACCCCAAGGACGCAGGCAAUCGUCGCCCGUGGCAGAGCGCCGCCCUGCGCCCGAGGCAGAAAUCCAGAGGCGAAGCUCGUGGAGUCCAUGGAGCAGCAGUUCGGGUCCCACCAAACCGGUGCAGGUGGUGGUGAAGAGAAGCGAGGCCAUCUCUCCAAGACAGAUUUCAGACUCGCCCAGAAGGAGCCAAAUUGCUUCUACUACUUCCAGAGAUGUGGACGUUCUGCCUGCUCUGGGGGCUGAUGUGCCUCCUUCGGCCAUGGCAGGCGCGAUCAUGUACACCAACACCCUCUACGACCUCAACCCCGAGGAACCUCCCGAGGAGCCCUCGUCUCAUCACAGUAGUCCUUCACCAUCGCCAUCCCGGCCUCGAGAGGAACCAUUGUCCUUGAUGAUGGAUGAUGAGACUUACGCCCGUCCCACGGUCGAGAACAUUUACGACCGCCCUCCGAUGCAUUCGGAGUUCAGAGAGCAGAACGUCGAGCGCAUAUUUGACGUUAAAUUUCCAACAGAUGACGAAGAUGUCGACCGCAUCUUCGAUGUCCCUGAUGUCCCUGAUACGCAGCAGCAGCAGCAGCAGCAGCCUCACAGGGACAUACAAAGGCUGGGCAUCGACUCCGUCAUGCCCAGCCCUGCCACCUCUCCCGUUGCCAGCCAUGCCGGGAGCAAAAUGCCCAGUCGAGCAGCCAGCCCUUCGCCCAGUCGGGCCGCCAGUCGCUCGGCCAGUUCGAGGCCCAGUCCCACGGGGACUGACACUUCCAGCCCCGCCCAAACCUCCGGCAGCUCGUCCACCGACACCGCCAAAGAUUCCGAACAGAGGAGAGCCAAGCCCGGCCAAAAUCCCAGUGAAAAACCCAAAUGGAGAUACUGACUCCUCUUCGGAUGAAUCAACCUUCCGUCUCCCGAUUCAAUUGCUCGAAUUGGUUCGGGUUCUGAUCCAUGGACCAGCAAGUAAGCAGUUUGAUCCUGACGAGCCAUCCUUCUAGUCGACCUGGACUUGAACUUCCUUCCACCUUGCACCUCAAUCGGACACCAAUUCUCAAUCUCAAAGACAGACAGCCCUUCUCUUGUUCGGACGGCGACUGCUCAGACUGCCACGAACAAUGGGGUGCGAAUCCCUGCCCGAAUGCCCGAAUGCCCGAACACGUCUGCAGCCGAUCUCCGAUGGUGCAGACAAAUUGGCAUGUUUGGUGAGACGAGCGAGACCGACCUUGUUGUUGGGCCAACGGCGUCACCGCUGGGAUGCCUGUCCAUGUCUUCUCUUACUCUACACGAGCACUAUUGAUCCGCAUCCUAGCCCCUGGCCUACACAAAGUUCGACCUCAGAUGCAACCUUCCUGGCACCGGUGCGUCAUGGAAGGGAAGGGCUCUCGGGAUAUCCUCAAGAUCCACGUAAUAUUCUGGAGUCUGCCUGCGACUGCUUCCUGCUAUGUCCAGGUCGUCCUCAUAAAAGCAACGACCUCAGCAGGUUCAGAGAAGCUUGCAGUGUGGUUAAUCCAUCGACCACGGUUACCCUCGGAGUACAACCUGAGCUGAUUUGGGAGCCGCGAGGGAGGACGAGCUGUCCAAGCUUUCUCUGUCCAAGCAGGUCCAGACAUUGCUUCAAAGGACGGUGGCUCGAACUCUCUCUCUACUGCGGACAAUGCAUGACGUGGGCAUGAGAAGAGAUUCUGUUGCGAGUGCCGAG